Messenger RNA from Durusdinium trenchii, 1287 nucleotides. The record is from the annotation of a GenBank genome assembly. Lineage: Eukaryota; Dinophyceae; Suessiales; Symbiodiniaceae.
GACGAAUCUAGCUGGUACAUCGGAGAUUUCUUUCCAAGCCUUCGGGGCAUGUACGAAGCUGUGCAUCAAGCACAAGCACAGUCCAAGUCCUUCUUGGGGAAGUGGAGCUAUGCUGUUCCAUUUGUAUUCUUUGUGGGGUUCGUCAUCAUCGAGGUUGUGGUUCUGAAACUCUCUGGUCACUGGGACGCUGUGGCAGCAGAGCUUGUGGUUUGCCUCGCCGGACUUCUCGCGCUGAUUUUCAUUUUUGGCGCAUUCUUCUUGGCCCUCUUUAACAGGUUGGAAAACCUUUUCCGUGACCUGACCCUGAUGCACCUAUGGACUCGUGAGAGUGAGGCACACGAGCCUCGGAAUCAGAGGAUGAAAGGCAUUGAACGGCCAUGCGGAAGUUGGGAAAAGUGUUAAAAACCUGCCUCGCCAAGAACAAGGGCCUCCCGACCGGAAAAGUUUACUUUUUCUCGCAUCGAUGACCUCAGCGACCUGGGCGGGCCUUGAUUAGUAAUCCCUAUGGUUCCUCAUGCCAUCGCAUGCCCUGGCGCGGGCCAGCGCAUUUGGAGUGUCAGGACAGAUCAUGCAUGUCGGGUCGCGCCAGGAUCCAAGCCCCAAGCCCCAGUGAAUUUGGCCUUGAUUCCAGUUGCGUUCCGAAAGCUGUUGGGCCCCGACUUAAGCCAGCUGCCUGGUGCUGCCUGCUUGAUUCAGGAUGUGGAGAACAAACAUUUUCAAAUAUCGUUGCAGCUCCAGAAUCGAUCAGAGAUCACUGAGCGCAUGAAACAUUACUACCCGCUGGCCCUUGUGAUUUUGCUCAUUGCCAUUGAGGUUGUUUUUCUGGAAGCGAAUGGAUACAUGCAUUUAGUUAGGGAGAAGCUCGCAAAGUAUGCUUUUUUUUGGUGCCACCUUCUUGGCCUUCUCGACGUGCUUAUUUUUCGCCGCAUUCAUGCGGAUUGAGGGCCUUUGGGAUGACUUACGUGAGAUUGGAGAGCAGAGUCUGAAGGAAGUCGAGCAGCUGGUAGCCAAAAUGCAGAAGAAGUUGAAGGCCAAUCUUGCAGAAUGCAAAAAGGGAUGCCGCGAAUCCGCCUGUUUCUGACGGCGGCCUCCGCGCAAUCCGGUGCUUCGAAGAUCGGAGCAGCCCACGAGAUGGCAGCCAUUUGAGCACUACCUCAUGAGCUCUUGGGCUUUGUUGGUUUCAUCAUAGUUUCAUCCAUAAUUGGCCAAGGCAAAGGUUCCUUAGCCGCAAAUAAGCCAGCCCAAGAUAUGCAUGUGGCCAUACAAGAGCCAGCCCCUCGCCGAAAA